CAGGAAACACGCCAGUUGUUGUUCAGGAAGUGAACCGUAGUGUUUGCUAAGCAAAGAUGGCUAACUAUUCGAACCAUGCCAGGCAGCCCAUGAAAACGGGUUCUAAGUUGGCGAAUCGGGACUCGGGUGGAGCUGGACCCGCAAACAACAAUGCCCCAGUCCUUCCGCUGGCGUCCCCCCUAAUGGGGGGCCUAAACAAGAAGAAAAAACCCUUCUUGGGCAUGCCUGCACCACUGGGUUAUGUACCCGGGUUGGGAAGAGGAGCCACAGGCUUUACGACACGUUCCGAUAUCGGUCCUGCUCGCGAUGCCAAUGACCCGGUGGACGACCGCCAUGCUCCCCCAGGGAAGAGGACCGUGGGGGAUCAGAUGAAAAAGAAUGAGGAGGACGAAGAGGAUCUGAACGAUACCAACUAUGACGAGUUCAACGGCUACGCAGGAAGCUUGUUCUCCAGCGGACCCUAUGAGAAAGAUGAUGAAGAGGCCGACGCCAUCUAUGCAGCCCUGGAUAAGAGGAUGGAUGAGAGGCGCAAAGAGAGAAGGGAACUGAGAGAGAAGGACGAGAUUGAAAAAUACCGUAUGGAGAGGCCAAAAAUCCAACAGCAGUUUUCAGAUCUUAAGAGGAAGUUGUCCGAGGUGUCUGAGGAGGAGUGGCUCAGCAUCCCUGACGUUGGAGAUGCCAGAAACAAACGCCAGAGGAACCCGCGAUACGAGAAGCUCACGCCUGUGCCAGACAGCUUCUUCUCCAAACACCUGCAGGGUGGAGAGAAACACACCUCAGUGGAUCCCCUGCAAGGGCAAUUUGGCCUGAACGCACCGUUCCCGGGCGGCCUGAACAGUCCGUUCCCAGGGGGCAUGACUCCUGGCCUGAUGACCCCUGGCACAGGAGAGCUGGACAUGAGGAAGAUCGGACAGGCCAGGAACACCCUGAUGGACAUGAGGCUGAGUCAGGUGUCUGACUCAGUCAGUGGACAGACGGUUGUUGACCCCAAAGGCUACCUGACAGAUCUCAACUCCAUGAUCCCAACGCACGGUGGAGACAUCAGUGACAUAAAGAAAGCCCGUCUGCUGUUGAAGUCGGUGAGGGAAACCAACCCCCACCACCCUCCUGCCUGGAUCGCCUCCGCCCGUCUGGAGGAGGUGACGGGAAAGCUGCAGGUGGCCAGGAACCUUAUUAUGAAGGGCACAGAGAUGUGUCCCAAGAGUGAGGACGUGUGGUUGGAGGCGGCGCGUCUGCAGCCGGGAGACACGGCGAAGGCUGUGGUGGCUCAGGCGGUGCGUCACCUGCCCGGGUCCGUGCGCAUCUACAUCCGAGCCGCCGAGCUGGAGACCGACGUCAGGGCCAAGAAACGCGUCCUCAGGAAAGCUCUAGAGAAUGUCUCCAAGUCUGUGCGUCUGUGGAAGACUGCGGUGGAGUUGGAGGAGCCCGAGGAUGCGAGGAUCAUGCUCAGCAGAGCGGUGGAGUGCUGUCCCACCAGCGUAGAGCUGUGGUUGGCCCUGGCACGACUGGAGACGUACGAGAACGCCCGGCGCGUGCUCAACAAGGCCCGCGAGAACAUCCCCACCGACCGGCACAUCUGGAUCACAGCCGCCAAGCUGGAGGAGGCCAACGGCAACACGCAGAUGGUGGAGAAGAUCAUCGACAGAGCAAUCACGUCGCUACGCGCCAACGGCGUGGAGAUCAACAGAGAACAGUGGAUCCAGGAUGCAGAGGAGUGUGACAAGGCGGGCAGCGUGGCGACAUGCCAAGCCGUCAUCAGAGCCGUGAUCGGCAUCGGCAUCGAGGAGGAGGACUGCAAACACACAUGGAUGGAGGAUUCUGAGAGUUGUGUAUCCCAUGGGGCCCUGGAGUGUGCCCGUGCCAUCUACGCCCACGCCCUGCAGAUGUUCCCCAGCAAGAAGAGUGUGUGGCUGAGGGCCGCUUACUUUGAGAAGAACCACGGCACACGGGAGUCUCUGGAGGCGCUGCUCCAGAGGGCGGUGGCCCACUGCCCCAAGGCCGAAGUGCUGUGGCUGAUGGGAGCCAAGUCCAAGUGGCUGGCUGGAGAUGUGCCAGCAGCUAGAAGCAUCCUGGCGCUGGCCUUCCAGGCGAACCCCAACAGUGAGGAGAUCUGGCUGGCUGCCGUGAAGCUGGAGUCGGAGAACAACGAGUACGAGCGAGCCCGGAGACUGCUGGCUAAAGCCCGCAGCAGCGCCCCCACCGCCCGGGUGUUCAUGAAGUCGGUGAAGCUGGAGUGGGUGCUGGGCAACAUCGAGGCGGCGCAGGAGCUCUGCACGGAGGCCCUCAAGCACUACGAGGACUUCCCCAAGCUGUGGAUGAUGAGGGGCCAGAUCGAGGAGCAGUCGGAGAACACGGACAAGGCCCGGGAGGCCUACAACCAGGGGCUGAAGAAGUGUCCUCAUUCCAUGUCCCUGUGGCUCCUCCUCUCGCGGCUGGAGGAGCGGGUGGGUCAGCUGACUCGGGCCCGCGCCAUCCUGGAGAAGUCCCGCCUCAAGAACCCCCAGGCAGCAGAGCUGUGGUUGGAGUCGGUCAGACUGGAGUACAGAGCUGGACUGAAGAACAUCUCCAACACGCUCAUGGCCAAAGCCCUGCAGGAGUGCCCCAACUCAGGCAUCCUGUGGGCCGAGGCCAUAUUCCUGGAGGCCCGCCCCCAGCGCAAGACCAAGAGCGUCGACGCGCUCAAGAAAUGCGAGCACGACCCCCACGUUCUUCUGGCUGUGGCCAAAUUGUUUUGGAGCGAGCGUAAGAUAUCAAAGGCCAGAGAGUGGUUCCUGAGGACCGUAAAGAUUGAGCCUGAUCUGGGAGACGCUUGGGCCCUCUUCUACAAGUUUGAGACGUACCACGGAACAGAGGAGCAGCAGGAGGAGGUGAGGAAGCGAGCCGAGAACGCGGAGCCGCGGCACGGAGAGCUAUGGUGCGCCGACUCCAAACACGUGCUCCACUGGCAGAAGAAGAUCGGAGAGAUCCUCGCCUUGGUGUCCUCCAAGAUCAAGAACACCUUCUGAGUCUCUACCAGAUCACACCACGCACCGAAACAAACACGAGACCACACAAACAUCGAUUCAUGUGUGUGUUAGAUCCACAACAUUCAAUAUGUUACUUUAUUCCUGUCUGUUUUUUUUUUUUUUAGAUAGUUGGAUCAUGACCAACAAUAAGUGUGUCAAUGUUUUCUUUUUCUAGAAUUAUAAUUUGGUACUCCCAAGGCUUUUAAUCCAUCCACAUAGCUGGCUGGGCCUCAUUUGAACUAAUGACUACUUGCUCUUCCUUGAACUAUCAAGGUUCAUUGAUGUACUGGACAGAACGUUGUUGUUGUUGUGGGAAUGUGAUCUGAAAUUUUAGUUCUUGUUUUCCUUCUCCUUGAGGCUCCUGCAGAUUUUCCCUCCCUCCGUUUUCCAUAAUGCUUACACUUGUUCUGUAUACCGUGAAAAUGUCAAUAAAUUAAGGGGAGUAACCAAC
Messenger RNA from Clupea harengus (Atlantic herring), 3456 nucleotides. RefSeq names its product PRP6 pre-mRNA processing factor 6 homolog (S. cerevisiae) (gene prpf6). NCBI's taxonomy places the organism in Eukaryota, Metazoa, Chordata, Actinopteri, Clupeiformes, Clupeidae. The record is from RefSeq and is a predicted model, not a curated record. The coding region runs from base 57 to 3005 and encodes 982 amino acids. The transcript has 21 exons.